This is a messenger RNA of Ficedula albicollis (Collared flycatcher), 493 nucleotides long. It is a transcript of the gene BSCL2, whose product is annotated as Berardinelli-Seip congenital lipodystrophy 2 (seipin). Gene Ontology annotation, biological process: lipid droplet organization; lipid storage. Gene Ontology annotation, cellular component: endoplasmic reticulum membrane. The annotation marks the transcript as partial. The record is from RefSeq and is a predicted model, not a curated record. Lineage: Eukaryota; Metazoa; Chordata; Aves; Passeriformes; Muscicapidae. The transcript has 3 exons.
UCUGUGCUCUCUGGGUUUUGGGGUCUGUGCUCUCUGUGCUCUCUGUGCCCUCUGUGCUCCGCGGCCGCGUUAACCCCUGGCUGCCCAGGCCAUGCUGCACUACCGCUCCCGCCUGCUGCGCGCGCUGCACACGGCCGCCUUCGCGGGGCUGCUGCUCAGCGGCUUCGCCGAGCAGAGCCAGACCCUGGAGCUGGAGCUGAUGGGGCGCUACCGGGAGGACCCCUACACGCCCACCGUGGGGGCGCUGGUGCAGAUCCGCAGCCGGCGCGUGCAGCUCUACGGGGCGCGGCUGCGCGUGCACGCGCACUUCAGCGGCCUCAGGUACCCGCACCUGCCCCAGGUGUGCCCAGGUGUGCUGACCCCCGAAUGUACCCCCAAACCUGCCCCACCCCCACGUCAGCGGCCGCAGGUACAGGGAGGGGCCUCAGGUACCCCACACCUGUCCCUGUGUCACACCUGUGUCAGACACCUGUGUUACACCUGUGUCACACCU